This is a messenger RNA of Sordaria macrospora k-hell, 1752 nucleotides long. RefSeq lists its product as uncharacterized. Gene Ontology annotation, molecular function: N,N-dimethylaniline monooxygenase activity; NADP binding; flavin adenine dinucleotide binding. The record is from RefSeq and is a predicted model, not a curated record. NCBI's taxonomy places the organism in Eukaryota, Fungi, Ascomycota, Sordariomycetes, Sordariales, Sordariaceae.
AUGGCUUCCCACACCGAAGAAGAAGAAGACCCCGUCUUCUCCUACUCCCAAUUCGCCUGCAUCGGCACCGGCUUCUCCGGCAUCGCCCUCGGCGCCACCCUCCAGCGCUGGUACGGCAUCACCGACAUCCGCUUCUUCGACAAGCAGACCAAGCUCGGCGGCGCCUGGCACGUGAACCAAUACCCGGGCUGCGCCUGCGACGUGCCCUCGGCACUCUACUCGCUCUCGUUCGAGUGCAACCCCAACUGGACGCGCGUGCUGCCCACCUACACCGAGCUGUGGGAGUACCUCAACCGCGUAGCCCACAAAUAUGACCUGGUCGACAGGAUGACCUUUGACGUCGCCGUCGAGAAGUGCGUCUGGAUCGAGGAAAGGGGAAGGUGGAGGAUGUGGAUCCGGCAGAAGCAUACCGGGCAGGUGAUUGUGCACGAGUGCCAGUUUCUUUAUUCGGGGGUCGGACACUUUGAUCAGCCGAGGGAGUUGGAGAUUCCCGGGGCGGAAAGGUUCGAAGGGCCCAUGUUUCACUCAGCCAGGUGGCGGCAUGAUGUCGAUUUGACUGAUAAGAAAGUGGUGGUGUUCGGCAACGGGUGCACGGGAGCCCAGAUCGUGCCGGCCAUCGUGGACAAGACGGCCCAUCUGACGCAGGUGGUGCGGUCCAAGCAUUGGGUUUAUCCGCCGCUCGAUGAGAAGGUGCCGUUCUGGCUGAUGUUUACGCUCGCCAACAUCCCAGGUACAAUGCAGAUCCAGCGCACCUUAACGUUCGUCAAGGCCGAAGUGGAGUACAUUGGUUUCGGAGAUGGGAAAAUUGCCAAGGCGUGGCGGAAGAAGAGACAGAGGCAGGUGGAGGCGUACAUGCGGGCGACGGCGCCGGCGAAGUACCACAGCCUGCUGAUCCCGGACUUUGAGGUCGGCUGCAAGAGGAGGAUAUUCGACUCCGGUUACCUCAAGAGCCUGCAUAACGAACACCUGCGACUGACAGAUGAGCCGGUGGAGGAGAUAUUGCCGAAUGGACUGAGGAUGAAGAGCGGGGAGAUCGUGGAGGCCGAUGUGAUUGUCUUGGCCAAUGGCUUCAAGACGAAUCAGUUCUUCCUUGACUGCGAGAUUGUCGGUCGCGGGGGACAGACCAUCCACGAGCAUUGGGAGUCCUUUGGCGGUGCUGAGGCGUACAACUGUGAAAGUCUCAGCGGAUUUCCCAACUUUUUCCUGCUGGGAGGUCCCAACACAACAACAGGCCACACCUCGUUCCUCAUGGCCGUCGAAAAUGCCGUCAACUACUCUCUGCGGGUCAUCGAGCCGGUCCUCAAGGGCAAGGGCAGUGUGGUCGAAGUGAAACGCGAAGCAGAAGAGAAAUACGUCCAAUGGGUGCACAGCUCGCUCCAAAACACCGUCUUCUCUACUGGAUGCACCAGCUGGUACAACCGUGCCGUUGACGGCAAGAAACCGUGGAACGCGACGGUCUAUCCCCUGUCCCAGGCCCAUUAUUGGUACUCGUGUGUGUUCCCGUCGUGGAAGGACUGGCGGUUCAGUGGCCGAACGGGUAAGAACAAGAUCGUCAAGCAGAGUCAUACCGUCCGCCGGCUUUUCACCCUGACGGCUUUUACGCUCGGACUGGUCUUUUGGUCAAAGAGGAACCCCAACUCGGUAUUGGCUUCGUUGUUGGCAAAGCCUUCGACCACUUUACCAUGGCUGGCAGGGGCUGUGAUUCAGUCAGGCACUGAGGCGUUUGCCAUGAUCAAGACAGCUUGGAGGUAG